Molecule: messenger RNA, 2457 nt
Organism: Lepus europaeus (European hare)
Lineage: Eukaryota; Metazoa; Chordata; Mammalia; Lagomorpha; Leporidae
Gene: FSCN1
Product: fascin actin-bundling protein 1
Exons: 5
Coding region: 72-1553 (493 amino acids)
Biological process (GO): establishment or maintenance of cell polarity; actin filament bundle assembly; cell migration
Cellular component (GO): lamellipodium; ruffle; cytoplasm
Molecular function (GO): protein-macromolecule adaptor activity; actin filament binding
Source: RefSeq, a predicted model, not a curated record
CCGCGGAAGACAAAGGAGCGGGGAGGGGGCGCCAGCAGCUCCCGGGCCGCCGGGGCCUCUCCGCCGCCGCCAUGGCCGCCAACGGCACGGCCGAGGCGGUGCAGAUCCAGUUCGGCCUCAUCAACUGUGGCAACAAGUACCUGACGGCCGAGGCGUUCGGGUUCAAGGUGAACGCGUCGGCCAGCAGCCUGAAGAAGAAGCAGAUCUGGACGCUGGAGCAGCCGCCCGACGAGGCGGGCAGCGCGGCCGUGUGCCUGCGCAGCCACCUGGGCCGCUACCUGGCGGCCGACAAGGACGGCAACGUGAGCUGCGAGCGCGAGGCGCCGGGCGCCGACUGCCGCUUCCUCAUCGUGGCGCACGACGACGGCCGCUGGUCGCUGCAGUCCGAGGCGCACCGGCGCUACUUCGGCGGCACCGAGGACCGCCUGUCGUGCUUCGCGCAGAGCGUGUCGCCCGCCGAGAAGUGGAGCGUGCACAUCGCCAUGCACCCGCAGGUCAACAUCUACAGCCUGACCCGCAAGCGCUACGCGCACCUGAGCGCGCGGCCGGCCGACGAGAUCGCCGUGGACCGCGACGUGCCCUGGGGCGUCGACUCGCUCAUCACGCUCGCCUUCCAGGACCAGCGCUACAGCGUGCAGACGGCCGACCACCGCUUCCUGCGCCACGACGGGCGCCUGGUGGCGCGCCCCGAGCCCGCCACCGGCUACACGCUGGAGUUCCGCUCGGGCCGGGUGGCCUUCCGCGACUGCGAGGGCCGCUACCUGGCGCCGUCGGGGCCCAGCGGCACGCUCAAGGCGGGCAAGGCCACCAAGGUGGGCAAGGACGAGCUCUUCGCGCUUGAACAGAGCUGCGCGCAGGUGGUGCUGCAGGCGGCCAACGAGCGCAACGUGUCCACGCGCCAGGGUAUGGACCUGUCCGCCAAUCAGGACGAAGAGACGGACCAGGAGACCUUCCAGCUAGAGAUAGACAGGGACACCAAAAAGUGCGCCUUCCGCACCCACACGGGCAAGUACUGGACACUGACGGCCACCGGGGGCGUGCAGUCCACCGCGUCCACCAAGAAUGCCAGCUGCUACUUUGACAUCGAGUGGCGGGACCGCCGCAUCACGCUGCGGGCGUCCAACGGCAAGUUCGUGACGGCCAAGAAGAACGGGCAGCUGGCCGCCUCGGUGGAGACCGCAGGGGACCCGGAGCUGUUCCUCAUGAAGUUGAUCAACCGGCCCAUCAUCGUGUUCCGCGGCGAGCACGGCUUCAUCGGCUGCCGCAAGGUCACGGGCACCCUGGACGCCAACCGCUCCAACUACGACGUCUUCCAGCUCGAGUUCAACGACGGUGCCUACAACAUCAAAGACUCGACGGGCAAGUACUGGACGGUGGGCAGCGACUCGUCGGUGACCAGCAGCAGCGACACGCCCGUGGAUUUCUUCUUCGAGUUCUGUGACUACAACAAGGUGGCCAUCAAGGUGGGCGGCCGCUACCUGAAGGGGGACCACGCCGGGGUCCUUAAGGCCUGCGCCGACUCCGUGGACCCCGCCUCGCUCUGGGAGUACUAGGGCCCCGCCCCCGCCCCACCCCACCCCGCCCCUGCCCCAGGUUGAGGUGCCCCUUGCCUUUGAACUGGAACCCCCAGACCUCCCGCUGCCCGCCGUGGACCCCGCCCCGCAAUCCCUCCGCCCCGUGGCCUGUUCUUGGAGGGGUCUCGGGUCCCUGAGCCCCCUUCUCUGCCGCGGGCUGGGCUGCCACCUCUUUCCUCUGACCUCAGACGACUCUGAGCCUUAUCUGUGGAGGUGGCCCAGGAGAAGCGGGGUGGAAAACUGGAAUGGGGGGCUCUGCCCACCCGGGCGCCCCCUCUGCCCCGCCCCUGCCCCCCCCCGCCCGGCCAUGCAGCAGGAAGGGGAGCCCUUGGGGGCAGGGCGAGGCCUGUGUCCGCCCCCCUCCGCCUGCAGAGGUUCAGCCUGGCUCCCGGGGUGCCGGGGAUGGUGUGGGGGACCCCUGCUCCUGUCUCUCCCCUCUCACCCUGGCCUGACUGGAAGCAGAAAUUGACCAAAUCAGUAUUUUUUUUUCCUUCUUUUUAACGCUCUGUGAUUGUUGGAGGCACCCUGGGCAAAGCCUGCUGUAGCCGUGAGUGGCCAGCGAGGGGUCCCGGGCAGCUGCCUCCGCCUCCAUGCUGUCCCCUGUCUCCCGCUCUCCUGCCCAGCCCCAGCCCUGCUGGGAUCGGUGCUCCACGAGUCUGACUGGACCCCGGGGGCUCCCGGGUGGGGUGAAGUCAGGGGCGCCCUCAGCCGGGAGUCCUGGGCCCAGGUGCAGGGACCCCAGGCUCCCAGCCCCCUCCCCCACGCCCUCCAUCUCCCUCUGGGUGUCUUGGUCUUUUAUUUUUUGUAAGUGUCAUUUGUAUAACUCCAAAUGCCCAUGAUAGUUAGCAUCAAACUGGAAGAGCAAAAUAAAACGCUGCGGAGU